This is a messenger RNA of Raphanus sativus (radish), 1963 nucleotides long. Its product is annotated as protein NRT1/ PTR FAMILY 3.1. The record is from RefSeq and is a predicted model, not a curated record. Gene Ontology annotation, biological process: transmembrane transport. Lineage: Eukaryota; Viridiplantae; Streptophyta; Magnoliopsida; Brassicales; Brassicaceae. The coding region runs from base 98 to 1876 and encodes 592 amino acids. Gene Ontology annotation, molecular function: transmembrane transporter activity. Gene Ontology annotation, cellular component: plasma membrane. The transcript has 5 exons.
AAGCCUAUAAAUACUGCCCCCUGGUUAAUACCAUUACAACACUAAACAAAAAAACAUUAACAUAGUUAACUAAAUAUUGCAAGUAACACUCAAGAUCAUGGAGGAGCAGAGCAAGAACAAGAUCAGUGAAGAAGAAAAACAGCUUCAUGGGAAACGAAGUCGACCAAAGGGAGGGUUGAUUACUAUGCCAUUCAUCUUUGCUAACGAGAUAUGUGAGAAGUUGGCGGUGGUUGGGUUUCACGCAAACAUGAUAAGCUAUCUAACAACACAGCUUCACCUUCCCUUAACCAAAGCAGCCAACACUCUCACUAACUUCGGUGGAACUUCGAGUCUCACCCCUCUCCUCGGUGCCUUUAUCGCCGACUCCUUCGCGGGCCGCUUUUGGACCAUCACGUUCGCUUCCAUCAUCUACCAAAUAGGGAUGACACUGCUUACGAUAUCAGCAAUACUGCCGACGCUAAGGCCACCACCAUGUAAAGGAGAAGAGGUUUGUGUAGUAGCAGACACAGCACAGUUGAGUAUACUGUACAUAGCUCUUCUACUUGGAGCUCUCGGGUCGGGUGGGAUCCGACCUUGUGUCGUUGCUUUUGGUGCGGAUCAGUUUGAUGAGUCGGAUCCUAAGCAAACCACCAAAACCUGGAACUACUUCAACUGGUACUACUUUUGCAUGGGAGCAGCAGCAUUGGUGGCGGUGACGGUGCUUGUGUACAUACAAGAUAACGUUGGUUGGGGUUUAGGUUUGGGCAUCCCGACAGUAGCUAUGUUCUUAUCCGUUAUUACUUUUGUCGGUGGCUUCAAGCUUUACCGUCAUUUGGAUCCAUCGGGUAGUCCAUUUACCCGUUUGAUCCAAGUGGCAGUCGCAGCGUUUCGUAAAAGGAAACUGAGGAUGGUUUCUGAUCCUACUCUUCUAUAUACCAACGAUGAGAUUGAUGCUCCUAUCUCCUUGGAUGGCAUACUCACCCACACCAAACACAUGAGUUUCUUGGAUAAAGCAGCUAUAGUGACUGAGCAAGACAAUUUAAAACCGGGUCAAAUCCCAAAUCCAUGGAGGCUAAAUACAGUCCACCGAGUCGAAGAACUCAAAUCCGUGAUCCGAAUGGGUCCAAUUGGAGCCUCUGGUAUUCUCUUAAUUACCGCCUAUGCUCAACAAGGAACAUUUUCUCUUCAGCAAGCCAAAACCAUGGAUCGACAUUUAACAAAAUCAUUCCAAAUACCAGCGGGUUCAAUGUCUGUCUUCACAACUGUUGCUAUGCUUUCCACAAUCGUCGUCUACGACCGUAUUUUUGUCAAAAUUGCCAGAAAGUUCACUGGUCUCGAGCGAGGCAUCACGUUCCUCCAUCGUAUGGGAAUCGGUUUCGUAAUCUCAAUCUUCGCAACACUUGUAGCCGGAUUUAUUGAGAUCAAACGCAAACACGUUGCAAUAGAGCAUGGACUUUUGGAUAAACCACAUACAAUGGUUCCAAUCUCGUUUUUUUGGUUGGUUCCUCAGUAUAGUCUCCAUGGAAUUGCUGAGGCUUUCAUGUCGAUCGGACAUAUGGAGUUCUUCUACGACCAAGCUCCAGAAAGCAUGAGGAGUACUGCAACAGCGUUGUUCUGGAUGGCAAUUUCGAUUGGGAACUAUGUAAGCACUUUGCUUGUGACGUUGGUUCAUAAAUUCAGCGCUAAACCAGAUGGAAGCAAUUGGUUACCAGAUAACAAUCUAAACCGUGGAAGACUUGAGUAUUUUUACUGGGUGAUCACUGUGUUACAAGCCGUUAACCUUGUAUACUAUCUAUGGUGUGCCAAGAUUUACACAUAUAAACCUGUUCAGGUGCAUCAUAAUAAAGAAGACAAUAGUCCAGUUAAGAAUGAAUUACAGUUAUCUAAUAAAAAUUGAGUUGAUGUAUGAGCUCUUUUGGAUAUGUAAUGUAAUCGGUAAUUAUAUUUAUAAACUCAAUAAAAGUAGAAAGCUUGACUUUUUCAA